AUGGCCGCCGCCGAGGGAAUCCCCGAGAAGAAGGUCAAGUUGGAGCCCCAGAUCAAAUCUGUCGAUAUGAGCGAGGACAUGCAACAAGAAGCAAUUGAAGUUGCCCAGGAGGCAAUGGAGAAAUUCAGCGUCGAAAAGGACAUUGCUCAACACAUUAAACGAGAGUUCGACUCGAAAAAGGGCGCCACAUGGCAUUGCAUAGUCGGUCGCAACUUUGGGAGUUUUGUCACACACGAGACCAAACACUUCAUCUACUUCUACCUGGGCCACGUCGCCAUACUGCUGUUCAAGACGCAAUAG
Molecule: messenger RNA, 300 nt
Organism: Fonsecaea nubica
Lineage: Eukaryota; Fungi; Ascomycota; Eurotiomycetes; Chaetothyriales; Herpotrichiellaceae
Product: dynein light chain, cytoplasmic
Exons: 7
Coding region: 1-300 (99 amino acids)
Biological process (GO): cilium assembly; microtubule-based process
Cellular component (GO): cytoplasmic dynein complex
Molecular function (GO): dynein intermediate chain binding; dynein light intermediate chain binding
Source: RefSeq, a predicted model, not a curated record